AUGAAAACUGUACGUUUGUAAAUCGAUGGAAGGGAUGUUUGAGACUCGAUUGAGUAUAAAAUCAUGAUAUUAACUAUUAAUUAAAACCAGACAGCUGAUAUUUAGAAUCGUAUGUUAUUCACACAUAGCUAAAAUUGCAAUCUACCGUUGCCACGCCAAAACCAUUUUAACUAAGUGCCCCAGAUUUUUUCUACACGAAACGUACGCCAUUAACUAAUCAAAUGUUCUUCUAGAACAUAUAAAAAAAUUAGUCUGGGUUAUUGUAUUUAGAGUUCGUACGGAGGCCGUGAAUAUUGGCUAUUUUCGACAUAUAGCGUGACUGAAAUCUACAAGUGUUUUGUUCCUUCCGGAAGUUCCGGUCGCUAUUUUCUCAUAAAUAGUUGCUAUUUUCAUCGGGAAUUAAACCCGAAAAUGCAUUUCCGUAAGAAUGGCUAUUAUUAUCAAUUUACAUGGUUUUAGCAGUCACAGCAUUCUUUAUUUAAGACUAAGUAGAUAGUGCUAUGACCGAGAUAAUUUCUGUAUAUUUUAUACCGAUUACAUGGAGAGUUUCAGCUUGGGCUGAAUUUCAGCCCGGUAAACCGAGCCGAAAUAGCAUCACGAUUACAUGGGCAGUUUGAACCUGCGCUGAGUUUUAGUCAGAGCAAUAUUUAUUCCUUGUAGUAUUAAAACAAACCCAGGAUGAAAUGUCAUCCCGGCCUGAAAUCAUACGAUAUCACGAAAGGCAAUAUUCCGCUUGUUUGAGCAUUUAAAACGCCGAUUAAUUAGUCGACUAUUUGACUUGUGUAAGACUGUGGUUGCAUAAUUAUUUGCAAUUACAUGCAUGGGAUAUUUCAUCCCGGUUGACAGGGCUGAAAAUCUCAUCCUGGGUGACAUAAACCGGGAUGAAAAUUUCAACCCGGCCUGAAUUUCAGCCCUGUCAACCGGGAUGAAAUAUCCCAUGUAAUCGUAAAUAAUUUCAGCCCCCGGGGUAAAAAAACAAUCGUUUAAGUGGCUUUAUUUUGCAAAUUUUUUCCAUGUAAUCGUAAAAUUCAUAUUAUAUUGAAUUUAUAGGGGCCCCGGUCUGAAAUUUCACUGAUCCCUGUUUGCCAGGCUGAAAUUUCAUCCCGGGCUGAAAACCUCCACAUAAUCGGCCCCUUAUUUUAACUAAAGACAAAACUUAGCACAUUUAUAUUUUCACUAAGCUAUAAAAGAAGGAUGACUUCGAAAUUAUUUUCAGUUUUUUUUAAUUGUUAGUUUGCAUGUGGUUAGGAUGAACAUGCUCAGAGACAGAGAAAUUGUGUUCUCAAUUAAACUCAUUAAUAAUUUAUAAACCCAAAACAAAAGAAAUUAAUGUUUAAUCAUGGGCGUACCGGAAGGAAAAAAUUAGGGGGGCGGAAUCAGUGUAUCAUUUUAGGGGUCCAAAAACUUUUCGGAACGUCAUACAAAUUUUCAACACAUCACAAAAUUGACCACAAAAUUGACGGAAUUUCCCACAAAAUUGACAGAAUUUGUCCCAUUUAUUUUUAUAAUAAGCCAAUAUUGCCCGACUGCAUGUGGAGCGAAUACUGCCCGACUGACUUUGUUUGCCCAACAAACUGGGGGGGGGGGGCUGCCGCCCACCCCGGUACGCCCAUGUGUUUAAUCAGUGUUUUGAAACUGGAAGAAAACUAUCUUCAAAGCAGGUGGAGGAUUUGAAAUCUCCCAGGGUCAGCGGGCCUGAUUAAGUAUUCAUUUUCAAACUACUAGCAGUUUGAAAUUUUUCAAGGUACUAGUAGUUUGAAAUUUUUUAAGGUACUAGUAUUUUUAAAUUUUUCAAGGAACUAGUACACUGGAAUUAAUUUAAGGUACAGAAUAUUGUUCUGCCAUUAACAAAACUACAAAGCAAAAUUAAACACACUUGAAUCCUAAACACUUUUGUGAUGAAAAGUAAACUGUCAGGUAAAAGCGCCGGUUUGUCUUGAGACAGCGAUCGGGCGAUGUAAUUAACGUGUAAAUUUCGUAUCUGGAAAGUUUGAUACUGCAUGUCUAAUAAUAGAUCUUGCCAAGGUCUGACCGUCAUGGAUAUAAAGUGCUCCUUUUUCGCAAUAGUUGUUGGUCAUUGUGGCCAUGAUACUAGAGUUAAAAACAAAUCAUCAGAAUGCGUUCAGUUGUUAAAUUGUAAUCAUGAUUUACAGGGCAUAAAUCGGAAAACAUUGAGCAAUUCCUAAUAUAUCCUGGACAUCGAUCUACUCUUGGAGCAGGGUGGAAACAGGCUGAAAACGAGAAAUGUAGAAUUCCUGUGAUUCUAUCAAAUAUUUCUUUUACCACUAUUUCCAUUGUUACUAGAAACGCGAUGAUAGAGACAACAGUCACGACAGGGAAAUCGGGUAAAACACUGCCAAACAAUUUUUUAGGUACUUUAUUGACUUUGAUUGGCAGCAAUAAAAAUAGUGUUAAUGUUCGCACGUAAAUAUUCCUAAUUUUAAAAACUGCACUAAUUUUGCGAGAUAUAAACAGAACCAAAAAUAUUGUGAUUGUUCUAUCAGGAGAGUAAAUUUAAUCGUACAGUACGGUGGCGCGCGAUCGCCAAUCGUGUCAGUUCUACUUGCUUCACCUGAUGUUAGCUUCUUUAGAGACACUUCCUAAAAAUGCUGUAACUGCUAAAACGCUGCGAGUUGUUAAUAAAGGGUGCCUUUUUAUUUUUAACGGCAUUUUUGGGUUUAAAUUCCGAAUGAAAAUAUAAACGAAAGAGAAAAUAGCACCGGAAGGAACAAACACUUGUCGAUUUCAGUCACGCUAUAAUGUCGAAAAUACCCAAUAUUCACGGUCUCCGUACGAACUCUAAAUACAAUAACCCAAACUAAUUUUUUUAUAUGUUCUAGAAGAACAUAUAAUUAGUUAAUGACGUAAGUUUCGUGAGGAAAACAUCUGGGACACUUAGUUAAAAUGUUUUUUGCGUGGCAACGGUACAUCGCAAUUUUCGCUAUUUGUGCAUACCAUACGAUUCUAAAUAUCAGCUGUCAGGUUUUAAUUAAUAGCUAAAAUUAUUAUUUUAUGCCAAAUCAAGUCUCAAACAUCUCUUCUAUCGACUUACAAACGUAUAGUUUUCACAUCUUUUUCCUACUUUGCAUGCGUUACUUGUUUUUGAACUUGUUUGAUUCAACUGAAAAUUUGCAUAUUUUUGAGGUCGCCGACAGCCGAACGGUUUUUCUCGGAUUUCUCGGAAUUUUAACGGUUUUUGGAAAACAAACCAUAUCACGUUUGUUUACUUGCUAAUGCCUUCCAGCAAACCAAAAAUGAGCAAAAUCGAAAUUUUGAAUGUGUCCGCGAAUUCUCGAUUUUGCUCCAUUUUAGUGGACAUCCGCUCUUAAGCUGUAAAACGAAGAGAUUUACAUAAAAAAAAUUCAGAGGCGGGCGGUGACGCUAACCAAGUUUUUUUUUUUAUUUGGCCUAAUCCUAACCCAUGUUUGUUUCUAAACCAAUCUUGAAGAAACUCUGUUUACUCGUGAAUUUUUUAUACAUUUUGAAACUUACAAAUGUCUAAUACAUGUACUAUAUCUUUUAGAUCGAGCAGGAAUUACGUGAUCGCAAGUUAUCGGAAGACGAAAAUCUUGACGUGAUGUUUUGUUCACUUCAAAGUAUCUUACAAAGUCAUGAAAUGUUCAGUAUGGUCUUGGCUGCUCGCAUGAAUGAGUGGACAGUGGAAGGAAGAUUAGGAGAUAUCAUUUGUGCUUCGGUAUGCAUUUGUUUACACCCGUUUUCAAAAUUACGCGACCAAAGACGAAAAUGCUAGAGUUGACAUGUCAGUUUUAUGUCAUUCGAUCACGAAGUUCAAACUUUGAGUUUUGCGGUUCGUUGUCGAUGUAUAUGCUUUGUAUAAACAGACUACAAUGAUUUUCAAGAUAUUUUAGUGAGAAUUAUUGUAAAAUUUAAGCACGACAAAAUCAUAACAUCACUGUUAUAGUCUAGCGCGCGUGUUUUAUACUGACAGCUAUAUUCCAGGAUAAAUUGUAAUUUUUCAAACUUUAAAAGUCAUUCACGCCACAUAUUUAUGUUGUGAUGGUUUGUAUUGUGCUUUAGUUUGUAUAUCUAAGUUAUCUGACUCAUUUUUGUUCAGUUUUGGUAUUAAAUACGGUUUAAAAUGUCUUUAGACAGUUUGUUCACGUUUGCUAUUUUUAGCAGUUCUUGUGACAUAAAACUGACAUCUGAAGUAGGAGUAUUUUUCAGGGAGGUCGCGUAAUUUUGAAAACGGGUGUAAUGUAGUGAAAGUGCAACUAACCUCAUGCAAAUAUGCAUUUUGGUAUCUGUAAUACAUGCAGGGUGUAUGAAAAAAGAACAAGCUUUCGUUGGUAGGAAUGCAACUACCUGAAAAUACAUAAGGAGAAUUUCGACGUUUCGAGCGAAAGCCCUUCGUCAUAUGUUUUCAGGUAGUUGCAGCCCUAUACCAACGAAAGCUUGUUCAUUUUAUUGGCACUACCUACACUGGCAAAGACAGUGUAUGAAAAAAGGUAAUCCAUUUUUGGAGCAACGUCGCAAGCCUGGCUCUCUAUAUUUCGCGUCGUAGAAGUAGGUAGCCUGACUUGCAAGGUUAAACGGAGAAUUCUGUCGCUAUAACCAAAUUAUACUGUAACAGGCUAAACUGAUUUUAUUGUUCGAUUCGUUUUGCGCCGAAAAAUUUUGCCUCGUGCAAACAGGUUGCAAACAGUGCAGCCGUACUGUUGAAGCCAAAUGUUCUGUUUGACGAUAUACGCUCAAAACAGAAAUGGUGGAUAUGUGUAUCGCUUGCCUAAUAUAUAGCUUCCUAGUUUCUUUAUGAAUGUGAUGCUGAACACUGAACUUAAUGAUGUUGCAGAAACAAUUUCCAACUAAAUGACCAUGCUAUAAUUUGUGUAUCUUCUCUUUCAGUUUUCAAAGUCUACAACGACUAUGGCUUACACGGACUUUGUGAACAACUUUCUUGAAGCCAUAGAUACCUUCAGAGCUGUAUGUAAAAACAACAGCGUGUUUUCUCAAUACGUUCAGGUCAGUAUUGUGUGGUGUUAACUGUUAUAGGAGUAUCUCAUUAAAGACGUAAAGACUAAUGGCGUAAGGUUGCAUUUCACAGGAGUAUUGCGCCAUUCCUUUCCUCAGCGGUUUAUCUCUCUAAUCUCCUAUUAUCUCCAUGAUUUUGUUUUUAAUAAAACUCUCUUAUUCUGUAUUGACUUAAGUCUCAUCGGUUUUAUUUUCUUCUUCUUGGCGUUGUAGAUUCCCAAAUUAAUAAUAUACAUGGAAAAAUUACUCAUGAAUUCUGAUUGGCUAAGAACAAUGCAAUUUUAUCGUAGUACUGUGAAAAUGUAAUUCAGCUGUUGUAAACUUUUAUUAAGUUGUCAUUUCAUUGAGUGAGUAAAUCAGUUAUUUCGCAUUCGACUUCGACUACAUUCAUAUGCCAAUUACUGCUAAAAUGUGAAAUUAUACUCACAAAUUACGUCACAAAUUUCAGAGUCAUUAGCCUGUGAACAGGAUCUGAGAGACCACGAUCAUAAAGCCUGUUUUAAUGGGCAGUACACUGUCUCACUGUAAUUUCUGAAUUAUUGUACAGAAAUUUCGUAUGAAUGAUCUGAGUCUGAAUUAUUGUACAGUGAUAAUUUGUCUUCAAUUUUAGGCAAAAAUAAAUGUUGUAAAGCCUAAAACAACUUUCCAUGAUCUGAUGCUCAAGCCUUUCGAAAGAUUCCCAGAGUUUAUCAUACUGGUCCAGGUAAGACUACUUCUGUAAUGUAAAGAAUUAGGUUAACUUUAUUUGUACUGCAUGAAUAUAGCUUUAUCAGUUUAUCUCUAUCAAAUUAUAAGACGUGACGAUCUGUGAUUUGCCGUUGCAAACAGAGCGAGAAUGACGUCUAAAAUUCCGCGAGAUUUUCAUUAUUUAUUUCCUACAAUAUUAUGAAUUUCAUUGUAUUAAUAGCAUUUUCGUCUUGCUUCCUUACAGGGUUCGUACAAAACUUGAAAGUCCUCGAAUGUCCUAAAAUUUGAAAAAAAAUAUUCAAGGUCUCGAAUGUCCUUGGAAUUUGUAAAGAAAUACUUGCAUGAAAGUCCUUACAUUUUUCUUGCUUUUAUAGUUUUUGGAUAUUUUCUGUAAUUGUUUGACAUUCAAAACGGACAUUUUGUUGAAUUGAUUUUGCAUAUGCAUAUCUGACAAAGCUGUUUGAAACUCAUUAAAGUUGCCUUUUGAACAAUUCAACGUCAGAUUUUACUGAUCACCAACCCCUUUUCUUCAGUAUUUAGUUCUUGAAUUUGCUGAUACAUGCAUCAUGGCCUUGAAUGUCCUUGAAAAGUCCUUGUACUUGACUCUUCCUCACAUGUACGAAACCUACAUGUUCUUAUACAAGGUUCCUAAGUCUAAUAACAGUAGUUCAUAGUUUUUGUCGUUACAACUAAAAGUGUAAAUUUAAAGCUGUUUCUUGUCAUGUCCUUGUACUUGAUUAAGCCUUCAGGUUAAGUUCGCCAUUGCAGUACCAAUGCGGUACAAAUAAAAAGCUUGAUUAAUCUCGCCCUGCGCCUGAUAAACAUGUUUCAGAAUAGACUUCCGAAAUUUAAUACUAAAUAAAUGAUUAGUGCCACUAACAUUUCCUAUUGAAACAACGGUAUGUUGUGACAGAGUCUGGCAUAUACAGUCUUUUAUUUCUUCAGGAUCUUUUGGAAGUGACACCAGUGAGUCACGUGGACCGAGUACCACUGCAGCUCGCACUGACGCAGUUAGAGUGUCUGGCAGAACUAAUUAAUUCGCGACGUAAGGAAGGUGAAAUGAAGAGUCAACUGAAAUACCUUGACACGCAAAUCAGUCAGUUGAACAAGGUUGGUUGCAUUUUUAAUAGUUACAUGGUUUUGUUUCGUUAAUUAUCAAAUUCGUUAAACAUUUAUGGCAAAAUACAAAUGAAAUCAGAACCGCGUCGUUCUUUUGAUAUUUAACAAAUAUAAAACAUUUUCCGUGUUGAUAUACAGUUAUAUCAACACAAGUGGAAUUGGGAAAACGAGAAAUUGUAUGGAAACACGACGCCCGAAGGGCGGAGUGUUUUCAUACAAUUUCGAGUUUUCUCAAAUUCCACGAGUGUUGAUAUAACUAUAUAUCAAUACGGAAAAAAGUUUUAUAUUUUUUUUAUAAUAUAGCAAUGUCAAAAGCCCGAAGUAUAAGAAAAAUUUCCGUGUAUACAAGCGGCGGAAAAUUUCCCGUGUUGACAUUGAGUUAUUUCAACACGGCUCUUAGCCAAUCAGAAUUUACAAAUGCUAUAUUAUAAAAUGUAAUAUUAAUAAUAAUAUUAAUCUUUUGAUAUAGUAAUAUUAAUCUUUUGAUAUUAGUAAUAUUAGGUCAUUUAUUAGAAUAUACACGAGACCUUAAGAUUGACUUUUACAGCAGACUGCUUACAGCCAGAGGCAAGCUUUAAUUUGUUUAGGUCAACAGUUGUACUUUAAAAUUGAAGCACUCGCAAGUUCGUAGGGAGGAAGGUUGAUUUCUGCCGGACUUAAUGCUACAUAUGCGGCCCUGCGACUCCGGUGUCACCCCAUAGUACUGUAUAUACAUGAACUUGUGGUUAGAGCUCGGCAGCUGCAUGGCUCAUUUGGUUAGAGGGCUGCACCUGAAUAACAUAGCCCAGCUUCGAUUCCUGCCAGAAGGCCGCUAUAUAAUUACAUUGUUCGCAGCUGCUCCUGAUCAGGUCUAAAAAUGUAAUUUCGAAAACUCAUGAUCAUUAUAAAUAAUUCAUGAGGAAAACACAAAGAAAAAUCAUAAGCUUGUCGUAUCUUUAUAUGUGAUAGAGAUUUUCCAUCAAUUACAUAAACUUUAACUUUUCUCGACUUACACAACGUGUCUUUUGAAAAUUAUUACGCCAAGGAAUUUACUACAUGUAGAUCGAUCGUUUUUGAAGCAAUUUAAAACAUUCGCAGUGCGUGUUUUAUCCAUCUACGAAAAGCAUUUAGUUUAUAGUUCUGUUGAAUGGGAUGCCUAAAAAAUUCUGAUAUUUACCUAAGAAUGUUCAAAACAAUCUGCAAGCGUUUGAAAAUAUAAUAGAAGUAAAAUAUUGGAUGGAUUUUUGUUUUAUAUUACGUUAACGUUAUAUUCUAUUAAUUUUAGCCAUUGUCAUCGUCAGGAAGAGUUUUUAUUCGCCAGGAUGACAUGAUCCAUUGUGUAAGUUUUACGAACUUAUCUAUAUAA
Paramuricea clavata is the source of this 8140-nucleotide messenger RNA. NCBI's taxonomy places the organism in Eukaryota, Metazoa, Cnidaria, Anthozoa, Malacalcyonacea, Plexauridae. The record is from the annotation of a GenBank genome assembly.